GCCUUGCGUGCAGGGACCACACCCUUGUACGAAUUCCUACUAGUGCCCUCACUGUACCGACUUCAGCACCUGCCCUCAUUAAGCUCACAACAAGCAUCAGUAUGAAAUGAACUUCGAGGUUUCUAACUUGUUAAAUCCAUCAAGACAUAUUACAAGAAUUCUACUGUCGUGUUUUCAUCUGCUCAAUUUCUCAGAUUCAUGUGAAAAUCUUGAUCUGUUCACAGUGCUCUCCCAAAUGGCUCUGGUUGGUUACGAGAGCAGUGACGAGGAGGAAGUUGCACAGCAGCCCGUGGCGGACGUAAAGUCUGUCCCAAAGAAUCAGGAAGUUACGGUUGAGGCAAUUGGAUAUCAAAGUAUCAGCUCAGAGAAAAGGGCUUCUCUUCCUCAGCAGCAGCCUGAGAAAGCAGAAGUCAUUGGACCGAUGUUGCCACCACAAAAUGCCAGCAAUCCCACCUUCCCACCCCUAGAGGAUGCACCAAUGGAAGACGACCUCCCCAUCCCUUCUCUCGGCUCACCCUACACAGCAAACCGGGCUCUACUGCGUGAUCUCACCCUCCCACAGCUACCCAACAUGGACAUCCCGCCAUCUCCCCCUGGUUCUCCCAUCCCAGGCACGAACAAGAAGUUCGAGCAGUUUCUGGAGCUGAAGAAGAAAGGCGUGCACUUCAACUCCAAGAUUGCGCAAUCCUCGGCGCUGAAGAACCCGGGGCUGAUGGACAAGCUUAUGGAGUUCGUCGAGCUGGACCCGAGGGAUCAGUACAGGACGACGCUGGGCACGGACUUGUGGGAUCCGGCUGUUGGUUUCGCGAGGCAUGCGUAUAAAGAGCAGCUGAGGCUGAGCCAGACGGAGAUUGGGAAGGCUAGAGUGCGGGUGCAGGGGGCGCCGGUGGAGUUCGUGCCGGCUUCUGAGGGCAGUCGGGAUAAUACGCCCGGCGUAUCCAAGCCAGUCUCUGUUUGCGGGACACCGACAGCAGCAGCAGGUCCAGGGAAGAGGAAGACGAGAUUUGAAAGCUGAGCUGGUGGCAAUUUCCGUCAAACGAGCAAGUAUGUGGAGUUCUGAGGUGUUGCGGUUCUCCACUUGGACAUCGGGGGCUCUUACACGAGUUGUGAGGCGAGAUGGAUAGACAUGUACGUGUACGAUUUACAGUCGGCAAAAAAGGAUGAUACCCACUGGCGGACGCAGCUAUCUCCCCUUGAUCUUUGGUAAUGCUUGAAGAGGUGUUAUAUUGCGGUCUUGGCUUUGGUAAUACCAUGACAGUCAUCCAGGAAUGGGCUGACACGUAGAAUGGAAAUAUCCGGCGUCUAGCUACCUCGAUCAGCAACCCUUCAUGCAGAGCAUGGCACUACGAAAAUAUGGAUUGGUGUGGAACGAUGAAUAAAACUGGUCACCACCCCACUAACCAUCCCUCCCCUUACCGUCUUGUACAAGGACCGACGACGUUUGUAGGGCACAGUAAACAUGUCCCGGCUCUGUUUCUGCCUCGUUUGUCAUAAUC
Messenger RNA from Pseudomassariella vexata, 1496 nucleotides. Its product is annotated as HCNGP-like protein-domain-containing protein. Gene Ontology annotation, cellular component: nucleus. The record is from RefSeq and is a predicted model, not a curated record. Bases 107 to 1015 code for a protein of 302 amino acids. Lineage: Eukaryota; Fungi; Ascomycota; Sordariomycetes; Amphisphaeriales; Pseudomassariaceae. The transcript is spliced from 3 exons. Gene Ontology annotation, biological process: regulation of DNA-templated transcription.